AUGUUAGAAGAAGUCCUUGAUAAGUAUGACAUCAAGCAUAGGGUAGCAACUGCCUACCAUCCUCAGACCAAYGGAUUAGCUKARUURUCAAAUAGGGAGAUAAAAGGGAUUUUGGCCAAAGUAGUCAAGCCACAUAGAAAGGAUUGGGCCUCUAAGUUAGAUGAUGCGUUAUGGGCCUACCGGACUGCUUACAAAACUCCUAUUGGUAUGUCUCCCUAUAAAUUGGUUUUAGUAAAAGCUUGUCAUUUACCUGUGGAAUUAGAGCACAAAGCCUAUUGGGCCAUUAAGGAACUCAACAUGAGUUUAGAUGAGGCCGGAAGAAAAAGGAUUUUGCAGCUUUGUGAACUGGAAGAACAUAGGAAUUUUUCCUAUGAAAAUGCUAAGCUUUACAAAGAAAAUACAAAAAAAUGGCAUGAUAAAAAGAUUCUUCCAAAGGAAUUCACAGAAGGCCAAAAACUCCUAUUAUUCAAUUCAAGGUUAAAGUUAUUUCCUGGAAAGUUGAAUUCCCGAUGGACCGAACCUUUUGUUGUUGCCAAGUUACAAUCCCCUGUUCCCCUUUUUAUGGCCAUUCUUAAGUCUAGGCCAAGAAGAAGGGAGGGAGAGUCAGAUUCCAUGCCCCCUGUGACCAACAAUGAUCAAUCCAGUAAAAGUGAGGAGGAGCCCAUUGAUGCCAUUCCUUGA
This is a messenger RNA of Cynara cardunculus var. scolymus (artichoke), 681 nucleotides long. RefSeq lists its product as uncharacterized. Lineage: Eukaryota; Viridiplantae; Streptophyta; Magnoliopsida; Asterales; Asteraceae. The record is from RefSeq and is a predicted model, not a curated record. Gene Ontology annotation, molecular function: nucleic acid binding. Gene Ontology annotation, biological process: DNA integration. Bases 1 to 681 code for a protein of 226 amino acids. The transcript is spliced from 2 exons.